UGUAAACAAGAAUAUAAAACAUGUUCAACUGCAGCUACAGAGGCAACUUGCAUUAAAUGGAGAACUUAAAAUGAAAGCUUCAGUUGGAUCUGAAUCAGCAGGACAAACAGGUUUGAGAUCCACCCUUAAAAUCACCAAGCUGAGAAUAAAGAAGAGCCACUGUGUGACCACACACUUCUGGCUUCCUCUGAGCGAGUCAACAACGGGAAGAGAAAACUAUUAAAACUUCCGACACAUUUUCUUCAGGCUGAUCAAAUUCUGAAGCUUCAAUCAGAGACUAAAUGGCUUCUAAAUCAAAGGACCAUCUCUGCAGUCUGCACUCUGAGAAACUCAAACUCUUCUGUCUGGACCACGAGGAGCCCUUAUGUCACAUCUGCAGAGAUUCUGAAAGACACGUCUACCACAGGAUCCGACCCAUUGAUGAAGCUGCACAGAAAAAAAGGAAAGAACUUUGGGAAGAUCUGGAACCUUUAAAGAAGAGACUGAAGCGAUUGAAGAAAGUUAAAGAUGAGUUUGAUCAGACAGCAGAACAUAUUAAAGUCCAGGCCAGGCACACAGAGAGGCGGAUUAAGGAACUGUUCAAGAAGCUCCAGCAGUUUCUGCAAGAGGAAGAGGAAGCCAGGCUUGCUGCACUGAGAGAGGAGGAGGAGCAAAAGAGUGGAAUGAUGAAAAGGAAGAUAGACACUCUGAACAGAAAGUUAGCAGCUCUCUCAGACACAGUCAGAGCCACAGAGGAUGAGCUGGCAGCUGAAGACAUCUCCUUCUUGAGCAGCUACAAGGCAGCAGUGGAAAGAGUCAAGCGUUGCCCCCUGCUGGAUGUUCCACUGCUGCCCUCAGGAGCUCUGAUAGACCAGGCCAAACACCGGGGCAACCUGGCCUUCCACAUCUGGAACAACAUGAGGGACAUGGUCUCCUACACCCCUCUUGUUUUGGACCCAAACACUGCUGAUUCAAGUCUCUACCUGUCUAAAGAUCUGACCAGUAUGAAAAUAGGAGAUAAGCAGCCCCUUCCUGAUAAUCCAGAGAGGUUUGAUGGCUGGUCGUCUGUUCUGAGUUCAAAGUCUUUUGAAUCAGGAAAUCACAGCUGGGAUGUUGAUGUUGGAGACAGCUCAUUCUGGACCCUUGGUGUGUUAGCUGAGUCUGCUCAGAGGAAAGGAGAGACACGGUCUGGACUUGUGGUAUUAGGGUUCUUUGAAGAUGAAUACAUAGCACGGUCACCACCAUCUCCUCCCACUAACCUCCCAGUACAUAGAAAGCUCUGUAGGAUAAGAGUUCACCUGGAUUGGGACAGAGGAAAGCUGUCAUUUACUGAUCUGGAUACAAACACUCACAUACAUACUUUAACCCACAACUUCACUGAGAGGAUGUUUCCCUUUUUUGUUGCAGUUGAAAUGAAAAUUUUACCAGUGGAGAUUUCUGUAAUAAAACAGCAAUUCUGAUG
Cyprinodon variegatus (sheepshead minnow) is the source of this 1441-nucleotide messenger RNA. RefSeq names its product tripartite motif family like 2 (gene triml2). Lineage: Eukaryota; Metazoa; Chordata; Actinopteri; Cyprinodontiformes; Cyprinodontidae. The transcript is spliced from 2 exons. The record is from RefSeq and is a predicted model, not a curated record. Gene Ontology annotation, molecular function: zinc ion binding; protein binding. The coding region runs from base 282 to 1439 and encodes 385 amino acids.